Messenger RNA from Dipodomys spectabilis (banner-tailed kangaroo rat), 1932 nucleotides. RefSeq names its product aarF domain containing kinase 5 (gene Adck5). The transcript is spliced from 15 exons. The record is from RefSeq and is a predicted model, not a curated record. The coding region runs from base 80 to 1822 and encodes 580 amino acids. Lineage: Eukaryota; Metazoa; Chordata; Mammalia; Rodentia; Heteromyidae.
AUGCGCACCGCGCACCCCUCCCGCAGGGCCUGCUGGGCGCCGGGACGCCUGCGGCGGAUCCUCGGAGCGCGGCGGGGACAUGUGGCGGCCGGUGCGACUGUGCCGCUUCCACUCGGCUCUGCUGCAGAGCAGGCAGAAGCCCUGGCCAUGCCCCGCCGCGUUCUUCAGGAGAAGCCUCAGGGGCCCCCCUGCAAGGGCCUCGAGACCCGCCUCGCUCUGGCGGAGGGCGCUCCCUGCUACCGUGGUGGGGGUGCCUCUGCUCUUUGGCGUCUACUACUUCACAGCAGAGGCGCGGGAGAAGAGGAGGCUGCGGCUGGCCGUCGAUGGCAUCGGGCGCUUUGGCAGGUCCCUGAGGAUUGGCCUGAACAUCUCCCUGGACUACUGGUGGUGCACAAACGUCACCCUGCGAGGGGUGGAAGAGAACAGCCCGGGGUACAUGGAGGUGAUGUCUGCGUGUCACCAGCGGGCAGCAGAUGCCCUGGUGGAAGGAGCCAUCAGCAACGGGGGCCUCUACGUGAAGCUGGGCCAAGGGCUGUGCUCCUUCAACCACCUGCUGCCGCCCGAGUACAUCCAGACCCUACGGGUCCUGGAGGACAAGGCUCUCACCAGGAACCUUGGGGAGGUGGAUCAGCUGUUUCUUGAAGACUUCCAGGCCCUGCCCAGUGAGCUCUUUCAGGAGUUUGACUACCAGCCCAUAGCUGCUGCUAGCCUGGCCCAGGUGCACCGCGCCAAGCUGCACAAUGGAACUCCAGUGGCUGUGAAGGUACAGUAUGCUGAUCUGCGGGACCGCUUUGACGGGGAUGUACACACACUGGAGCUCCUGCUGCAGCUCGUGGGGCUCAUGCACCCCAGCUUCGGCUUUGGCUGGGUCUUGCAGGACCUGAAGGGCACCCUGGCCCAGGAGCUGGACUUUGAGAAUGAGGGCCGAAAUGCUGAGCGCUGUGCGCAGGAGCUGAAGCACUUCCGCUAUGUGGUAGUCCCUCGUGUGUACUGGGAAAAAUCCAGCAAGCGUGUGCUGACGGCUGACUUCUGUGAAGGUUGCAAGAUCAAUGAUUUGGAGGCCAUCAAAAGCAAGGGGCUGGCAGUGCAGGAUGUAGCAGAGAAGCUGAUCCAGGCUUUUGCAGAGCAGAUAUUCUAUACUGGUUUCAUCCACUCGGACCCUCACCCUGGCAAUGUUCUGGUGCGGAAAGGUCCGGACGGCAAGGCAGAGCUGGUGUUGUUGGACCAUGGACUCUACCAGUUCCUGGAUCAGAAGGACCGGUCAGCCCUGUGCCAGCUGUGGAGAGCCAUCAUCUUGAGGGACGACACUGCAAUGAAGACGCACUCGGCUGCACUCGGGGUCCAAGACUACCUUCUGUUCUCCGAGGUGCUCAUGCAGCGGCCAGUGCGUCUGGGCCAGCUGUGGGGCUCCCAUCUGCUGAGCCGAGAGGAGUCCACCUACAUGCGGGACAUGGCCCGGGACCACUUUGAGAACAUCAUGGCGGUGCUCAAGGAGCUGCCCCGGCCCAUGCUGCUCGUGCUGCGAAACAUCAACACCGUGCGCUCCAUCGUCACUGUGCUAGGCAGCCCCGUCGACCGCUACUUCCUCAUGGCCAGAAGUGCGAUUCGGGGCUGGAGCCGCCUGGUGGUUGCAGCAUACCAGGGCAUCUACAGCAGCAGCCUCCUGCGCCACGUCAAGGUCUUCUGGGAGCUACUCAAGUUUGAAGUGGCCCUGAGGCUGGAGACCUUGGCUAUGCGGCUGACCACCCUCAUGGUUCGGCUUUUGGUCUACUUGGGCAUCGUGCCUCACAACAAAGAGCUCUACCAGUAUCUGGAGACCUAGGCUUCAGGGCCAGCAAGACUUCUAGUGUCAACAGAUGGAGCUAGCCAGGCCAGUGGUAUGGACACCUUACACCCCAGGGGCCUGGGGCACGGGAGUACGCUGUGGGGCUC